AUGGCGGCCAAGGAGCACUUCGACUACCUCGUCAUCGGCGCCGGCAGCGGCGGCAUCGCGAGCGCGAAGCGCGCGGCCCAGGUCCACGGCAAGAAGGUCGCCGUCGUCGAGCGCGGCGCCCUCGGCGGCACCUGCGUCAACGUCGGCUGCGUGCCCAAGAAGGUCAUGUUCAACGCGGCGCACAUCAUGGAGUGCCUGCACGACGCGCCCUUGUACCAGUACUCCGGCGCGGAGGACGUCAAGCUCGACUGGGGCAAGCUGAAGACGGCGCGCGACAACUACGUCGUGCGCCUCAACGGCAUCUACGGCCGCGGGCUCGACGGCGCGGACAUCACGACGCUCACGGGCCUGGCGUCCUUCGGCGACGACGGCGAGGUCAUGGUCGGCGGCGAGGCCUACACGGCGGACCACGUGCUCGUGGCCGUGGGCGGCGUGCCGUCGCUGCCGCUGGAGCUCGAGGGCGGCGAGCACACGAUCACGUCCGACGGCUUCUUCGAGCUCGAGGCGAUGCCGGAGAGCUGCCUCGUCGUCGGCGCGGGCUACAUCGCCGUGGAAAUGGCGGGCAUCCUCAACGCCCUCGGCUGCGACACGACGCUCGCCGUGCGCGGCGACAAGGCGCUGCGCGCCUUCGACGAGCUCCUGUCGACGACCCUCGACGCCGAGAUGAAGCGCGCGGGCAUGAAGAUCGCGACGGGAACGACGCUCGCGAAGGUCGAGCUCGUCGACGGCAAGAAGGUGGUCACGACGACGGACGGCGCCACGCUCGGCCCCUUCGACGAGGUGCUCAUGGCCGUGGGCCGCAAGCCCCUCGUCGAGCCGCUGAAGUUGGAGAACGCGGGCGUCGACCUGAACGACGAGGGCUACGUCGCCGUCGACGAGUACCAGCGCACGACCUCCGAGCACAACGUCUACGCCCUCGGCGACGUCUGCGGCGCCAUCGAGCUCACGCCCAUGGCCAUCGCCGCGGGCCGCCGCCUGAGCGACCGCCUGUUCGGGGGCCCCGAGUGCGCGAACGCGAAGGCGGACUACGAGGGCGUGCCGACCGUCGUCUUCUCGCACCCGACCAUCGGCACCAUCGGCCUCACGGAGGCCGAGGCGCUGGAGAAGUACGGCGAGGCCAACGUCAAGGUCUGGACGUCGACCUUCGUCAACCUCUGGUACGGCCCCAUGCCCAUCGACCCGUCCGACAAACCGAAGACGGCGAUGAAGCUCGUCACCGCGGGCGCCAACGAGCUCGUCGUCGGGCUCCACGUCAUCGGCCUCGGCGCCGACGAGAUGCUCCAGGGCUUCGGCGUCGCCAUGAAGAUGGGCGCGACGAAGGCCGACUUCGACAGCUGCAUCGCGCUCCACCCGACGGCCGCGGAGGAGUUCGUCACGCUCGCGCCCUGGGGCCAGGGCGCCGGCGACAAGAUGGGCGACCGCUCGGCGGCCCCGACGCCCGUGCUCCACUAG
Aureococcus anophagefferens is the source of this 1452-nucleotide messenger RNA. RefSeq lists its product as hypothetical. Gene Ontology annotation, molecular function: glutathione-disulfide reductase (NADPH) activity; flavin adenine dinucleotide binding; NADP binding. Lineage: Eukaryota; Pelagophyceae; Pelagomonadales; Pelagomonadaceae. The record is from RefSeq and is a predicted model, not a curated record. Gene Ontology annotation, biological process: cellular response to oxidative stress; cell redox homeostasis; glutathione metabolic process. The transcript has a single exon. Gene Ontology annotation, cellular component: mitochondrion; cytosol. The coding region runs from base 1 to 1452 and encodes 483 amino acids.